This is a messenger RNA of Falco peregrinus (peregrine falcon), 9372 nucleotides long. RefSeq names its product zinc finger MYND-type containing 8 (gene ZMYND8). Gene Ontology annotation, molecular function: protein binding. Gene Ontology annotation, biological process: regulation of DNA-templated transcription. Lineage: Eukaryota; Metazoa; Chordata; Aves; Falconiformes; Falconidae. The coding region runs from base 139 to 3549 and encodes 1136 amino acids. The record is from RefSeq and is a predicted model, not a curated record. The transcript has 21 exons.
UUUACCAAAGUAGCCAAUCCGAGAUUAGCUUUUAUUAGGAAGACAGAUCAUCAAGCUGAAGUGCCAAGCCCUUUCUGCCUGAGUACUGAGAGCCUGUCCUCCAUGUUUUAUAAGUAUUGACAUAACACUGUGUUAACAAUGCAUCCACAGAGCUUGGCUGAAGAGGAAAUAAAGGCAGAGCAGGAGGUGGUGGAGGGGAUGGAUAUCUCCACUCGAUCCAAAGAUCCUGGCUCUGCUGAACGCACAGCACAAAAAAGGAAAUUUCCCAGCCCUCCACAUUCCUCUAAUGGGCACUCACCACAGGAUGCAUCAACAAGUCCUAUAAAAAAGAAAAAGAAACCUGGUCUAUUGAACAGUAAUAAUAAAGAGCAGUCAGAACUAAGACAUGGUCCGUUUUACUAUAUGAAGCAGCCACUCACCACAGACCCUGUUGAUGUUGUACCACAGGAUGGACGGAAUGAUUUCUAUUGCUGGGUUUGUCAUCGGGAAGGCCAAGUCCUCUGCUGUGAACUCUGCCCUCGGGUUUAUCAUGCUAAGUGUCUGAAACUGACAGCGGAACCAGAGGGGGAUUGGUUUUGCCCAGAAUGUGAGAAAAUCACAGUUGCAGAAUGCAUAGAAACACAGAGUAAAGCUAUGACAAUGCUCACCAUUGAACAGCUAUCAUAUUUACUGAAGUUUGCACUACAGAAAAUGAAACAGCCAGGGACAGAGCCAUUUCAAAAGCCAGUUUCACUGGAUCAACACCCAGAUUAUGCAGAAUAUAUCUUUCAUCCAAUGGACCUUUGUACAUUAGAGAAGAAUGUUAAAAAGAAAAUGUACGGUUGCACUGAAGCAUUUUUGGCUGAUGCCAAAUGGAUUUUGCACAACUGCAUUAUUUACAAUGGAGGAAAUCACAAAUUGACACAAACAGCAAAAGUCAUCAUCAAAAUCUGUGAGCAUGAGAUGAAUGAAAUUGAAGUAUGUCCGGAAUGUUAUUUAGCUGCUUGCCAAAAACGAGAAAAUUGGUUUUGUGAGCCUUGUAGCAAUCCCCACCCUUUGGUCUGGGCUAAACUCAAAGGCUUUCCAUUCUGGCCUGCUAAAGCACUGAGGGAUAAAGACGGGCAAGUUGAUGCCCGUUUCUUUGGCCAACAUGACAGGGCCUGGGUUCCAAUAAAUAAUUGCUACCUCAUGUCUAAAGAAAUUCCUUUUUCUGUGAAAAAGACUAAAAGCAUCUUCAAUAGUGCAAUGCAAGAAAUGGAGGUUUAUGUUGAUAACAUUCGUAGAAAAUUUGGAGUAUUUAAUUACGCACCUUUCCGGACACCAUAUACUCCCAACAAUCAAUACCAAAUGUUAUUAGACCCUACAAACCCGACUGCUGGAACUGCAAAGACAGACAAACAAGAGAAAAUCAAACUGAACUUUGAUAUGACAGCUUCACCCAAGAUUCUAAUGAGCAAGUCCAUGCUGAGCAGUAGUACUGGUCGUAGGAUUUCCUUGACAGAUAUGCCACGGUCACCAAUGAGUACAAACUCAUCAGUUCACACUGGAUCUGAUGUUGAACAGGAUGCAGAGAAAAAAGCAACUUCCAGUCAUUUUAGUGCCAGUGAAGAAUCCAUGGACUUUAUUGAGAAAAAUACAGCUUCUCCAGCACCAACAAGAACGGGUCAAGCGGGGAGCUUGUCAGGCAGUCCCAAACCUUUCUCUCCUCAAGCAUCAACGCCAAUUUCUGCUAAGCAAGAGAGAACUUCCACUCCAGGAAGCAUUCUGAAUCUUAACCUUGAUCGUAGCAAAGCUGAGAUGGAUCUGAAAGAGUUGAGUGAGUCAGUCCAACAGCAGACCACUCCUGUGCAACUCAUUUCACCAAAACGCCAGAUACGUAGUAGGUUCCAGCUGAAUCUUGACAAGACAAUAGAGAGUUGUAAAGCACAACUUGGAAUAAAUGAAAUAUCUGAAGCUGUUUAUACUGCAGUAGAACACAGUGACUCUGAAGAUUCUGAAAAAUCUGACACCAGUGACAGUGAAUAUAGCGAUGAGGAUCAGAAAUCAAAGAAUGAUCAAGAUGAUGGAGACGACAAAGAAGGUACAAGAAGUGACAAAGAAUCAUUGAGCUUGAAAAAAAAACCUAAGCCCCCAGCACAGAAUGAAGACAAGGAGGAACUUAAAAGCACAAGUCCAGAAGUAGAGAAAAUAGAUGACCCAGUCAAAGAAAAGGCAAUUACAGACACUGAAAAAGAAUUUUCUGAAAAGGGAAAAAGUUUACAGCAUACAGGAAAAGAAAAGCUGAAAGGUAAAGAUGAAACAGACUCUCCAACUGUGCAUCUGGGACUGGACUCUGAUUCUGAGAGUGAACUUGUCAUCGAUCUAGGAGAUGAUCAUUGUGGCCGUGAAGGAAGGAAAAGCAAGAAAGAGUCUAAAGAACCUCCUCCAAAACAAGAUGUUGUAGGUAAAACUCCACCUUCCUCCAGUGCAAGCACCCAGUCUCUACCAGAAACUCCAGUACUUACCCGCUCUGCAGCCCAGACUCCACCAGCUGGUGUGACAGCAACUACUAGUGCUUCUUCUACUGUCAGUGCUCCAUCCGCAGCCACUGGAAGCCCUGUGAAAAAGCAGAGGCCUCUGCUGCCAAAGGAAACCGCACCUGCUGUGCAGCGUGUAGUGUGGAAUUCUUCAAAUAAAUUCCAGACGUCUUCUCAGAAAUGGCACAUGCAGAAGGUGCAGAGGCAGCAGCAGCAGAGCCAGCAGUCUCAGUCACAGCAACCUCAGUCCUCUCAAGGGACAAGAUACCAGACAAGACAAGCAGUUAAAGCUGUGCAGCAAAAAGAGAUCACCCAGAGCACUUCCACAUCCACUAUAACCUUGGUUACGAGUACUCAACCUAUUUCUAUGGUUACCAGUUCUGGAUCUGCAAGUACACUUUCUUCCUCAGUUAAUACAGACUUGCCAAUUGCAACAGCUUCUGCUGAUGUGGCUGCAGAUAUUGCUAAAUACACUAGCAAAAUGAUGGAUGCCAUCAAAGGAACAAUGACUGAAAUAUAUAACGAUCUUUCAAAAAAUACUACUGGAAGUACAAUAGCUGAGAUUCGGCGUUUGAGGAUUGAGAUAGAAAAACUCCAAUGGUUACAUCAACAGGAGUUGUCAGAAAUGAAGCAUAACCUAGAACUAACAAUGGCUGAAAUGCGUCAGAGCCUGGAACAAGAACGAGAUCGUUUGAUUGCUGAGGUGAAGAAGCAGCUGGAAUUGGAAAAGCAGCAAGCAGUGGAUGAAACGAAAAAGAAGCAGUGGUGUGCUAACUGCAAGAAAGAGGCCAUUUUUUACUGCUGUUGGAAUACUAGCUACUGUGACUAUCCAUGCCAGCAAGCUCACUGGCCUGAGCAUAUGAAGUCUUGCACGCAGUCAGCUACCGCAACACAGCAAGAAACGGAUACUGAAAUCAGCACAGAAACAUUAAAUAAAUCAUCCCAACCCAGUUCAAGUGUGCAGCCUACGCCCACAGAGACAGCCAGCACCCCUAAGGAAAAGGAAGGUUCAGCUGAUAAAAGCAAAGAGUGUGUUACAGACCCAUCAGUGUAGCUUCUGGUCUGGAUCUUUCGAUACAAGUUGCCUUCUGAUAAGCAAUACUGACUGCAGCACUUCCAAGCCCUUCUUGCCUGGGGGUUCAGAGGCCAAGCUCAAGACCUGCAUUCAAAUCAACUUCCUUUCUCCCAACAGACUGCCACUAGGGUACCACAAUGUUCCAUAACACUGAUACAACAAUCCACCUGGAUCUACAGUUAACGGAGCAGUGUGCAGUUACGAAAUCCUCCAUAGCAUCUACUCUGAUAGUAUUCAGUAGGCAAGGAUGAGCAAAUGCUCUAAUAAAAGGGACUUAACAUUGCAUAUAUAGAAAAUGUUUAUAGAGAAGAUUCUGCUUUAUAGGUAGGGCUUGACUAUUAGCAAUUUCAGCAUCGUUUUUCUUCUGCCCUUGCAAGAUUUAUUAAAUGAAAAAAAUUUAGGGGGGGGGCUGAUCCUUCAAACCCUUACACAUGAUCCCCCACAUCAGUAGGAGCCUUGUUGUAUUUUAAAAUAUUAAAAGCAAACUAAUUUUGUAGUAUUGUGAUUCCAGCAUGAUGUCUCAUCGAGAUAGUCCUAUAGAAUUGGGAAGCAUAGUAAACUAGAGAGCUGUGUUCAUUUCUUGACACUUUUGCUACUGUCUGGUGUUAGAUCUCUGGGCUUGACAUGUCAUCUAAGGGAGUAACUUGAGAAACAGAUUUGGAGAGGGAAAAAGGAUGUGCUGUUCCACGUGAAUGCUUCGGUGAAUUUAGUUAAACUCUGGCUCAGUCGAUGUUCAUACGCAUUGUUUGUGGCAGCACAGCCUUUGUAUUACUGGGGAAAUAGGGGACGGGAUAAAUCAGUUAUCUAAAAUUUUUGCCAGGGAAUAUUCCAGUUAUACAGUUCUGGAAUUGCUUUCACAUAGAUGUUCUACCUGAAACAUCAUGCUGUAUACAUUGAUCAUGUUCAUAAUUUGCAUUUUGUUAUUAACAAAGAAGUAACCUGUGAAUUCAUUAAGAUGCAAAUUUUUAACACAAACAAAACAUCCAACAUAAAUUUCAUAUAACAAUAAUAAUAAUAACAACAACUAGGUGGAAUUCAUGUAAAAGCUGAGACUUCUACUGAGGUUGCCUGUGCUGUCUCUGCAGAUAGCAACAGGUGUGACAAGCAACCAGCCUAUAAAACUGGUCCAGGUACCGCAGACCACCACCUAUAUUCCAACUACUCAACCCACAAUUGUAAGUACAACAUCAUCAUUUAAAGUCUGCAGUAGUACUGUUCCUGGCAUUAAAACUGCUCAGUAUUUCUGGGGGGUUGUCUCCGUCUGCUGUGCUAUCAAGAUAUGAAUUCACUGGUAUAGUCUCAACUUGCAGUGCAAAAUGUUGUAUUUUGCUGUGCAACAUUCCACCGUCUCAUUUCAUCGUCCAUUAUUACGAGGAUUCAGGAAUUGUGUAGCGAAGGCACUGAGGACAGGCUUCCAUUAUACAUUACGAUGUUAGUUACUUGUCCGUUUCAUGUAUAUACUUGACCACAUCAAUGUAAAUAUAUAGAAUUCAUUUUAAGUAUCUUUUAAAUAUCUUUUUGUCUAUGGUAUCCUAAAGAGAUUUAAUUAAUUCUGAGCUAUGCUUGAUAUUCCUGUGACAUCUCAGUAACUAUGAAAGAAAAUACGCAUUCAUCAGUAGUGUAUCUCCCAUGCAGUCUUGCACAUUAGCGUUACGACAUGAUGAGAAGUAGCACUGGAGUCAGACCUGGGGUUUCCAUCAAAGACUUACCCAAGGACACUUGAAUGUGUCUCUCACAGAAGAUGGGACAGAAGUGAGUUGGAUUUUUGUAUUUUACGCACCACAACAUCCCGUUAUUUCAACUGGUUGUGUUCUGCAGUGCUCACUUCAGAGUCAGCACGGCACCCGAGCUGACCUUCUUACCAGAGGAAAUGCGCUGACACUGCACUGGUAACUAAAGGGCACGCUCGGUCUCAGCGGUGGGUUCAGCAGAGAAGCCCAGGUGUCGAUAACUUCAGUCAUAAAAUGACCUGAGGCUAGGUAAUUUAUAAGAGUAACUAUGUACCAGUUUAACAGUGUACCUUAAUCGCACCGUGACUGCGAGGCCUGAUGUGCUAUAGAAGUUUCUCUCUCUCUCUCUCUCUCUCUCUCUCUCUCUCUCUCUCUCUCUCUCUCCCCCCCCCCCCCCUUGUGCGCCCCCCCCGCCCUCCCCCAGCUGCAGGACACACGCCUCCGUGAGGGUGUGUAUGUCUGGACACAUGCACACGUACAUACAGUAUUGCACAGCCAUUCUAUUCCACACAAACGUUACUGCUCUUAGUGGGGAUCAUGACUCUUCACAUUCCUAGCGGCUUUUGAACUGUUCAUUUUUGUCUCAGCUGAGAGCACUGUGCACCUUGCAGCAUUGGCCCUAGGCUGUUUGGACUGAACUCCCCUAACAACAAGGUUUUCUAUGUGUUUUAAAAUCAAGUCGUGAACAUCAAAGACGUUAGGCUUUCUUGUGAGUAGCUGAGAGGUUGUAAGAUCGUAAGGUGGUUUUGUGUCACGUUCAGAACAAUGGCAGUGAGCUUCCUCGGUUUUCUGUAAUACCAAGUGUAUUGAGUUAUGUAAAGCAUAAUUGGAACGUCUGAAAGGUUUCAACCUUUAUUUGUGCAUGUUUAAAACUUUGUACACAUUUGCGUUAGUCUUGCACAGCUACAGACACCUCUGUAUUCUAAUGACUGCACGUGCAAUUUAAGUAAUUUUAAACCUUAGUGCAUGUUUAUGUAUGCAAACUGUACCUAUGUGUAAAACUGGCAGAGGUGGAAAAUUUACCUCUCAGGGAAUGAUCUUAACGCAUUUAAGGAGUCUCGCACAUUCCAUAUCCCGACCGCUGUAAGAACUGAAACUUAAUUUUUUCAUUUGUGUAAGUGUGUGUAUUUAAAGGCGACUGUGGCGACCUUGACUUCCCCACCUGUAGUACUAACAGUGACUGACCCAAUGGCUCAGUAGGGUUCAGUUUGCACUUUGUGUCCAACUAGGAAUUUCUUCCUCUGAACAACUUCCAGCGUAUCUUCUGGGUACCAUUUCACUGAACCUCUAUACACAUCUGAAAUCAUUACAAAAUGGCAGUAGUCUUGCAUUUAUUUAGCAAAUUGAGUCCAUGUUUGGUUUUUAUUCUUUCUGCAGUUACAAUAAUGUAAAAAUAUGAACUCAUCGUCUUUGCAUUCCAGGGAAUGGAAUGAGUAGGCUUCUGGAAGGCACAGACUUUGUCACAAAGGAGCUGAUAAACACUCUAGGCUGUAAUCCAUCUCCGUAGGGAUACUCGCAGUCUUUGUUGAACACCGUUAAGGCGCUAAUGUGGUUUCUUAAAACAGUGUGGGGAAGCACUGGGCUUCAGUGAGCUUGUAUUUCUUCUUCCGUGCUCUCUUUGGAAUGUCACACUCCCAUCAGGGGGAAGAUCUGUGCAUCCCUUUCAGGUUCCUCAAAAUCUCCCUCCCUGUUCCUUCCACCAACUAUUGUGAACUGACACGGAUGCAUUUGUUCGGUCACCAGUCGUGCAUCGCUGGAAUUGUAUCAAAACGUAUUUGCCGUUUGUACGGUACAGACGUCUCUAGACUUUCUCACAUUUUUGGAGGAAGGUUAAGAUACAGACUUAAGGUUCAAUAAAUCUUUUUCCAGAUCUUCCAGAGUGAUGUGACCUUGACCAGAUUGUUUAACAUUCUCGUGCCUUUGUCUCUGCAUCUGUAGAAUCAAUUUACCACCUUUAGAGAUGUCCUGAAACUUCAUUUGUCGAGAUUUAUAAAUCAUGAUCUGUAUGAUGGAAGUGAAAAGUUUAUUCUAUAUUAAUAUUUUUACAGGGUGUAUAAGACAGUUCCCAGUAAUGCUGAUGUUUUAUUGAUUUGUGCAAAAGUUACCUUAAGUACUUUUUUUUUUUUGUUCCAGUGGAUGUUCUUUGCUCUCUUUUGUGUAGACGGAAUGCAUGGGGGAGUUCCUUUUGGGGAAAAAGAUUUAAGUAAUGUGUAACAAGAAUAUACUUAUAAACAAGGGUAUUUUUGUACUCCAGUUUGAUUUGUCAAAACUUUUUCAAAUGACAGAGGAUUUUCGUAGCCCUUUUUCUGCUUCCCACGUAUGAGUUUGGGGAAUAUACGUAACUGGGUGUAACUAUGAGAACCUAACUCUCCAAGCACAGACAGAGUGCGUACAGUACCUAUAGGACCACCUGUCCCUGUAAUUGUAAGGCAGUAGUAAUAAUACAGACAGACUCUUGGCUAUAGGAGGGUAAUACACUACUUCCUACCCUGGAAUGAGGUAAAACUGCGGUAAUAAAGGUAUUAAUUCUUGCACAAAAUUGGAACUUGUUCUGGAUUUUCCCUGGAAAAUAAAUCUCUAUUUCUGUGGUCAUAUUUAUGUGACCUUUAACAUAACAAUAUGUUUCUCUUGAUUUUAAUCCACAGACCAUUCCUGUAGUGGUAAGUCCUUCUGCUGGGACAGUGGCAAUGAGAACUGGAGUUCAGUAUGUUCAGACCACAAUGCCAGUCCAAGUACGAAGAGUCUAACUGCUAACAAGAAGUCCAUACAAUUGUUGGAAUAAAUAAAUCUAAUAGAAAUGUGAAAAAUAAACACAGUUCUUUGGAUUAACCUCAAAGGUUCAGACUUUAGCUUUGUAUAUGUGUACAAAGCAUUAACUACACUACAUUAAUGUAAAGCAUUAGCGCUGGCUUAGAAAAGCUGAGGACAGGUAAGAUCCAUAUUAAAUCUAUGCUUCUUUUGUAAAUAAUGUACAAUUGUGGAUGUCAUUAAAGUUAGAGUACCAUCUCCUUUUUAUAUUUGUAUUGACUUUUAACUUAUAAAGAGCGUUUGAAGUUGGAAAAGGAAGGUUUAAUAUCACAAGCUAACACUGAAAACUGGUCUUGGGGAAACUGCAGUUAAGCAUCAAGUAAUACAAUCAUGAGAAUCUGAACAACUCGAUUUGCAUUUGGAUUGAAAACAAUUUCUGCACUUUGAAACUCUUGUAGAAUUUCUUUGAGCAACCAAGCGAUGAAGGGUAUCUUUAUUCAGUUAAUCGUAUUAGGCAAAUUGCGACAUUUCCAAUCUGUGGACCUGAAAUACAUAAAAGACAUUGUUUUUUACUAUGACCAGACUGUUAAAAUUUAUAUUGUUUACAGGUUAAAAUUAAGUUAAAAUCUCAUUGAGUCUAAUACCGGAAAAGUCAGACAGUGUAGUACCAGCUGGUUGUAGCACAUCUGUGAUCGUUGAUAUCAAAGAUUGAGAAAAGUAGAGUUUGUUCCUAUGCUUCACAGUUCAGGUUUCUGGUUUUUUUAAAUCCUCCAAAAGGACUUUGAACAAGAACUAGGUGUGAAGAGAAUCAUGGGUCGGGAAACGUGGGCAAAGGACUUCUGAUGCUGGGCCAGAGCAUGUAUUAUUUAUAUGAUGGAAUUUAUGUUUUUAUGUAAGCAUGAAACAGUACAGUAUGAGAGAAAGUAACCCAUGAAAAUGCUGUCUGUUACACUUAUACUGUAGUACCAUUUUGUAUGUUGUGUAAAACGAAAGCAUUGAACAAAGCAAAGGUGAUGUAUGUAUAUGAGAAAAUUAAUUGUAUGAUAUCAUUCCAGUACAUUCUGUUGUACAUUUUAGUCAUGUUAAUUUCUCCCAUUGUUUAUAAAAGAAUGCGGUUUGUACAGUCUCCAGCUAGUACCCAUAUUAGAGGGAAGAAAGUAUUAGAAGAAAAAAAGCGGAACAGAAUAUUCGUGAAUUGCAGUUGUGUCAAAAAUAGCCUAGCUGGCCUUAUUUGUGAAGCAUAAUUGCUUUUAGCAUAUGGAAGUAUUUUUUCACAUUUUCUUUGUAUAAAAUUUGUAUUAAACUUAAAUAUCUUUUUUGACAA